Molecule: messenger RNA, 6172 nt
Organism: Ostrea edulis (European flat oyster)
Lineage: Eukaryota; Metazoa; Mollusca; Bivalvia; Ostreida; Ostreidae
Product: alpha-L-fucosidase-like
Exons: 8
Coding region: 65-1432 (455 amino acids)
Biological process (GO): fucose metabolic process; glycoside catabolic process
Cellular component (GO): lysosome
Molecular function (GO): alpha-L-fucosidase activity
Source: RefSeq, a predicted model, not a curated record
GGGCUCGGGAUUCUGACCAUCAUCUGAGAUCAUGUGAUGACAGUUACAAAAGACAACAAGAACAAUGUUUACUAGCGUUAUUGUCGGGUCGUUUAUUUUAUGCUUUUCCAUUCAGACAUGUUCUGGAGUUAAAUAUGAGCCAAACUGGAACUCUAUUGACUCGCGCCCUCUACCCGCAUGGUAUGAUGACGCCAAGAUAGGCAUGUUCAUCAACUGGGGAGUGUAUUCUGUCCCCAGUUAUCACGACGAAUGGUUCUGGUACUGGUGGAAGGGACCCAAACCAAAUCCUAGCGUCGUCAAGUUAAUGGAAAAAUUCUAUCCACCGACCUUCACCUACGCUGAUUUUGCAUCUGAGUUUAAGGCGGAAUUUUAUGAUCCAUUGAAGUGGGUUGACAUCAUUGAACAUUCUGGUGCAAAAUAUGUUGUGUUGAGUACUAAACACCAUGAGGGUUUUACUAUGUAUCCAUCCAAGUACUCGUUCAACUGGAACUCGGUGGAUGUAGGACCCAACAAAGACCUCAUUAAGUACAUAUUUGCCUAUUUGGCUGGUAGUGAUGUCCAUUUUGGGAUUUAUCACUCCUUGUUUGAGUGGUUCAAUCCUCUGUAUCUUCAGGACAAGGCCAACAAUUACACAACUCAGAAGUUUGUGAAGGAAAAGGGAAUGGCAGAGUUGUAUGAAAUCGUCGAAAUGUACCGUCCGGAUGUGGUGUGGUCAGAUGGAGACUGGGAAGCGACAAGUACAUAUUGGAAUGCCACACAAUUCCUGGCCUGGUUAUACAAUGAUAGCCCAGUGAAGGAUUCAGUUGUUGUAAAUGACCGCUGGGGAUACGACUCCACAUGUAAGCAUGGUGGAUUCCUGACCUGUACUGACCGCUUUAAUCCUGGCAAGUUGCAGAAACGGAAGUGGGAAAAUGCCAUGACCUUGGAUCGUGUUUCUUGGGGCUUCAGAAGAGACGCCUGUCUGGCAGACUUUUAUUCUAUGGAGGAAUUACUUGAACUUUUGAUCCACACCAUCAGCUAUGGUGGCAAUAUUUUAAUCAAUGUUGGUCCAACCCCAUAUGGAACUUUUUCACCAAUUUAUGAGGAACGCUUCCGUCAGUUGGGGUCGUGGUUGAAAAUCAAUGGUGAGGGUAUCUACUCCACAAAGCCUUGGACUCAUCAGAACGACACAAUCACUUCAAAAGUCUGGUACACAUCCCCAAAAGCUGACAAGAAAGCUGUUUAUGGUUUUUUUAUGAACUGGCCAAUAGACAAUGAGCUUACCUUAGGUUCUGUUAGUGGACCCAGUCUGGCUGGUGUGACCUUGGUUGGAAGUAACAAGACCUUGACCUGGGAAAGCAGUGGCUCUGGGAUUAAGAUUAACAUUCCUCCCCACAACAUACGAGAAAUGCCCUGUUUAUGGGCUUGGGCGCUGAAAUUUACUUUCCAUUAAGAAUUCAUAGUAGAUAUUUCUGUAGUUUUGUUAUAAUUUUCUUUAUGAUGGGAUUAACACAGCCCUAAAAGAGUGAUCUGAUAUGACAUGUGAAAAGAUAUUGUUUACUACUGAAGGUCACUUGUCUUACGUAGAGAUUGAGAAAGUUUUAAAAUUAUAAAAUCACUCAGGAUCAAGGAUUAUAGAUGUGACAAAUCCAUAUCUGGUUCGUUUAUUUGAUUUUUCUGACGUUCAGUGAAUAUUGCCACCAUUUUUAUUUUCUCUUAAUUUCAUUCUCACCUGUUAUGGGUGAAUUCAAAGAUAGGCAAAGAAUUCACUAUGUAAUCCAUAUAUAAGGUGGAAAAAACCACAAGAACUUAAUGUGCCAUAUUUUAUUUAAAUUGAAUAUGAUUACAGAAAAAAUUGAAUGUUUUUUAUCAAGCUAUUUGAAUUAUACACUUUAUGCAAAUACAGUGUACUCCGGAUAUUUUAAAAUUCAGGGGACCAACCUGAAUUGUGCUUAAACAAUAAAAUGCUUUCUUUGUUGUUCCAUUGGGUGAUGAAGGUAGCUAGCAUUGAAGAAAAAAUUCAUAACCUGCAUAAGCGGCUUAUGUAAUUAUACCCCCUGCAACAAGUUGGGGGGGGGGGGGUAUACUGGAAUCGGGUUGUCCGUCCGUCCGUCUGUAGACGCAAUGGUUUCCGGGCUCUAAAGCAUUAUCCUUUCCACCUACCGUCACCAUAUCAUAUAUAUGGACUACCCAUGGGAUGAAGAUGUUCCCUAUCAAUUUUGGGGUCCAAAGGUCAAGCGCACUGGACAUCGAAGUAGCAAUAUGGUUUCUGGGCUCUAAAGCGUUAUCCUUUCCACCUACAGUCACCAUAUCAUACAUAUGGACUACCCAUGGGAUGAAGAUGUUCCCUAUCGAUUUUGGGGUCAAAAGGUCAAAGGUCACGCACACUGGACAUCGAAGUAGCAAUAUGGAUUCCAUUUAAAUUCUUUAAUGGCUUUUUUCAUCGCAUGGAGAUGCUGUGUUCCUAGAUACCUUUUGGAUCAUAAUACUGAAGUUUUACCUAUUAUCAACACCCUUUGGGAGAUUGGGGUAAGCGGGGGAUAUUCUUAGUGAGCAUUGCUCACAGUACCUCUUGUUUUUUUCUGCAAUGGUUGCUAUUUUCACCCGAUGAAACAACUAAGAAAGACAUUUUAUUGUUUAUAUUUAUAUUUUUAUGUAUUGUUUAAAACUAUAAAAUAGAUUUAAGUACUAAAAAAUAUGGUUGACCCAUUCAUUAUGUUAAACGGAACAGCCAAUGUACCCUUUGACCUUGAUGACGCUCCAUGUUUUGUAAUGAUUACACAGACAGGUGGUACUAGAAAACCGGAUCGAACUAGUUUGCAACAAACAUGCAUUCAUUGUCAUAGAUGAAAGCAAUGUCAAUUUCAAUAUCGAUAUAAGAGCAAAGAUUCAGUGAAUGUAAAUAUAUUACAUGUAAUACAUUUCAACUUGACCGGGUUAAAGAGUAAUUAGCUAAUUUCCUCUUUAUUCUCUCGAGUCCGAUAACAAACGUGACAAUUCAAGCUUCAGACAGGGAACGGGAUAGGGAACACCAAUGUGAGUGAUGGAUGCAUGAAAGGGGAGUUAAAUUUCAUGUCUCUAUAAUUUCAUGACUAUAUAUUGUAAACAAAUCCUUUUCCUUUGUGAUGUUUUUAAUAAUACUUUUUCCAGAACACUGAUUUGUGUGUUACGUAGGCUUUUGUAAUGUCUUAUCUUUGUAAUACAUUAUUUUUUUUUUUAUCUAAAGUGGUCAUUAUUGUUGUUUAGUGGCCACAGGUUCAUUUUUAAUUCAUUUUUCAAUUUAAAAAAAACCUCUCUAUGGGAAUGGUUUCUACAUGAAUAUUCCUUGAUAUUUGCAUUCCAAAAUGUUUGAAAUACUUACUGUCAACCCCCCCCCCCCCCCACACACACACACACACACACUUGUAAUGAAGUGGGGGAUAUUUUGGAUUCGUCAUGUUUUGUCCGUCCGUCUUACUGCCUGUUGACACAAGGUCUCAUCAGGGUGUGUGUCUGCCAGUGGUAAAAAAUCUAAAUUUUUUGCUUGUAUGACUCAUCUUUGGAAGCUUCUUCUAGCUCAUGGUCCAGGAUCUUUAUCUGACCUACAUUUUAUGCUUCAGUGACUCUGGUUAAUGACAGUGUUUAUAUCUGUUCUCACUUUAUGAUAUGAUGAUUCCGUCAAACGUAAAUAUAGGUAGUGAUUGUUCCUUCGCCAAACGUUCAGCAUUUAGAAGUGAGAAUCACGGGUCUUUUGGAUAUGACCUUGAAAACGGAGGUCCCAUGUCACAGCAGGCGUUGACUCAUUAAAGGACAAUCACUGCUACGGCCCUGAGCACUAAGCAUAUGUCUAGAUUUGUUGGAUUUCACCUGCAGCUGGUGACUUUUCAAUGAGUGAAAUAUUGUUGACCGGAUGUAAAACAAACAAACAAUCCAUGUCUACAAUAUGUUUAGUUGUAACAUCAUAUUGCAAGAUUAACACAAAAGUCUAUUACCAUCAUAUUGCAAGAUUAACAAAAAAGUGUCAUUUGAUUGGAAAGUUUCCUGUAAUUCAGAAUGUAUCAAAAACAAGAAUUAGGAUAAUAAAAUUGUGGUACAGUGUUUAUUGUCAAUAUUUUUGUACCAUAGAUUGACAAGGCUGUGUCAUUUUGAAAGGAAUUUUGUUCAAAUAUGGAAGUACAGUUUUUCAUGUAUACCUCUAAUUUUGGAUGCGCCCUCAGCGGGUAUUGGUUACAUUAGGAUAGCUGGUAUUUUGUUGUGUUUCCAUAUUGCAUACAUUUCUAAGUUUUUAAAAAUGCACCUUGCAAUAUGAAUAAUGUUGUGAAAAUGCCACUUUAUUUUCAUGCUAGCUAUAAAUCCUUAUCAAUGUUAAAAAUUAUCAUGUAUGAUAUUGUGGAAAUCAUCAAAUUGAAUGGUAUUAUGUUGUAUUUAGUCCCAUCACAACAACCCUAUUUUGUUGAUAUAACUUUCAAAAGAAAUUUUAACUUUUGUCACAAAAUUGGACAAUUCAUGCGACGUGUAUAUCCAUGUGUGUGUGCACUCUUAUUAUGACUGUUACUUACGUUAUUGUUAUUGCAACAAAAAGUCUUGAAGUUGUGACAUGUCAAUAGUAAUGUUAAAUGACGUACUCUGGAAAUACUGUAACCAUAACUCUGUAAAAACAUUUUGAUAGCAAUAUUAAAUUAAAUUUUGCAAACAAAUUUUCUUGCAUAUAAAUUGAUUAUAUUGUGUAAUAUUACAUUAUAUAGAGUUAAAAACAUUCGUAAAAGCUUUGAUUAAGUGUAAAUGUGUGUAUAACUAUGCGAGGAAAAUUAUAUGUUUUAUUAUCUGAAGAAUAUUUAGUCACCUGAGUAAGCUCAGGUGACUUAUUGCAAUUGGUCUGUGUCCAUCGUCGUCUGCCGUGCAUUAAACAUUUUUAACUUCUUGAUACCUCUCUGAUUCUUUUCAAAUGUUAAUGUUAUUGACACUAAAUUAAAACUAAAUGGAUAUUUAGAAAGAGCAGGUAGUCCUUUACUAAAAUUGUAAAUUUGAUGAUCCCAGGGGUAGGGGUUUUGGUAUCAGGGUGGGGCCAAAAUGGUCAGUUAUUGAAUAUGUGAACAAUAGAAAUUUUUAUCUUCUUGAUAACUACCAUUCCAAUUCUUUUCAAAUUUGGUAUGAUAAGCAUCUUUUGGACAAAGGGAACAUAAAUUGUAAAUUUUAGGACUCCCUUACCCCAGGGUCCUUGAGGGCAGGGCAAAAAUUAACAAAUUUAAAAACAAAUCUUCUUCUCUACGACUGCAUAUAUUUAAGAAAAACUAAAUGUAUUGUGAUGUAGAGCAGGAAGGCCUCUGUCAAAAUUGUAAAUUUCAUGGUCUCCGGGGUAUACUAUAAGUCCUGCCUAAACUUGGUAUGUUACAGUGUAAGUGUGCAAAACAUAUAAAUUAUAUCUGCUUUAAAUAUAAUGCUAUUAAUACUAAAUUGAAACUAAUUAGAUAUUUAGAAGGAGUUUGUUAAGUCCUUUACCAAAAUUGUAAAUUUCAUGAUUAGUGAUCAUGGCAGGUGUGACCAGUCGACAGGGGAUGCUUACUCCUCAUAAGCACCUGAUCCCAACUUUGGUAUGUCCAGGAGUCUGUAUUUGCCAGACUCUUUUAUUUUGUAUUCUUUGUAGGAGUUAAGAGAUUGAUCACUGUUCGUUAUCUACGCCUUUCAUUAUUGUCUUUAUCAUAUGAAGGACUUAUUAUGGGCCUAGUGAUUAUUGUCAUUAUCAAUUGAUAGACUUCGAUCCUCAAGUUUGCUGAUACAGUAUUUAAGACUUAAAUGCCUAUUUAGGAAAGGCAGAAAAGAAUGUAACAAAAAAAUGGGGAAUUUCACAACCCUAGGGUUUUGACUUUAAGAUGGGUCCAAAUUAGUGGUUUCGUUUAAUGUUAAUAUAUUUAUUAUAUUAUGUAUAAAGCCUAAAUCAUCAGUAUAUGCACUUUUGAGGGCAAUUAAGUUUUAAAAAUCACAUCUUGCAAAUACGUUCUAUACAGAUUUAGCUUAGGUAUUCAGAACAGGAUUUUUUUUUUCUAGAUUUCAUAGCCUUUGGACUUGUGAUACUUUUAACUAGUACUCAGGUGACCGAUAAAGCCUGUGGGCCUCUUGUUUAAUGAUUCAAUUUGUAUGUACAUAUAUUUUGUUAAUAGAUAUCUAUUUAUCUUUAAAAAAUAAAUGUCCUUUAUUUAGAGGACUGCCAAUUAUA